Messenger RNA from Alosa sapidissima (American shad), 3995 nucleotides. It is a transcript of the gene fam78ba, whose product is annotated as family with sequence similarity 78 member Ba. The coding region runs from base 795 to 1652 and encodes 285 amino acids. Lineage: Eukaryota; Metazoa; Chordata; Actinopteri; Clupeiformes; Clupeidae. The record is from RefSeq and is a predicted model, not a curated record. The transcript is spliced from 3 exons.
CCCCACCCCCGUUUCCCCCUCCCUGCGCUUGUGUUCUCUAGCAUCAGCACCUUACCCCCGCUGAACAGCGACCGUCCUCGAAGAUGUGAUAUCAAGCGUGCUGAACUGACAGCGACAACAGUCGACCAGGCCUGCCAAUUGCUAAGCCAAUCAUGGAACAUUUCAAACCACGGGAAAUUUGAAAUGAGCGUGUAAAGACCACGUUUGUGUUUGUGAAGCCUUCAUCGGUGCUUUUGUUUCUUUCCUCAGUUGUGCAGGGUAUCUGAUGUGGAUGAUGGCAACGCACAAAGAGCAAUGAAAUGAGACCGACCCUUGGGCAGUGUAUAGGCCUAAGCUGCCUGUUCAUGAUUCCUUGCCGAUGUUUCCAGAUUUUGGAUUUGCUUCCUUGAGCUUAUGUUCAAUUUAGGCUAGUCAACGGCGUCCCUCCUGAUCCCAGAUUUUUUAGGGCGCCGCAUCAUGAUGAUGUUGGGAAUGUCAGCCGCCGCGGGUAGAGAAACCCGGACUCCCUCCCUGCCUCACCAGCUGCCUGCACGCCACUGACAUGACAACGCGUGGCAGGAAAACAAAGAUCAAAGGGCUCAGACCUAUAGCUGGACGUGUGAAUGGGGAAAGAAGGGGUCUCACGCCAGGUUAUCAAACUGGAGGAGGCCGAAACGCAUCUGUUGGGGACAAGCACCAAGGGCAGUGCGGAACUCUAACGCGCCGGGAAGAGACUGGGAGAGUUCGGUCCAGUGCCCACUGAAGAUGAUCAUACUCUGCAAUUCGAGGCUGAUUAUGGAAAAGCAAAGGCACCGAUGAAUAAACUGGUUAAAUCAGAACUCAUUCUACCGUCGGUGGUCGUUCUGGCACUGCUUCUAACUAGCACCAUGGGUUGCAUUCAGAGCAUCGCCUGCAAGCCGCGAAUCAGACGGGAGAAUAUUGUUGUGUAUGAGGUCUCGGCCUCCAUUGACCAGUGCCCUACCGUGAUUGAGGAGAACUCACCGAUUGUGCUGCGCUACAAGACGCCCUAUUUCAGGGCUUCUGCGGGUAUUGUGAUGCCUCCUGUGCCACGAAAUGAGACCUGGACUGUAGGCUGGAUUCAAGCUUGCACUCAGAUGGAAUUCUAUAAUACAUAUGGGGACAUUGGAAUGUCCAGCUGGGAGCUUCCAGAGUUGCGCGAGGGCCGUGUCAAGGCCAUCAGCGACUCCGACGGCGUCAGCUACCCCUGGUACGGCAACACCACUGAGACAGUCACGCUGGUGGGACCCACGUACAAACCCUCGCGCUUGACCGUCAGCAUGAACGACAACUUCUACCCCAGUGUGACCUGGGCAGUGCCCAUCAGCAACAGUAACACGCCCAUGCUGACGCAUAUCACCCGUGACCAGAGCUUCAUCACCUGGCUGGUGGCACUCAACGCCGUCACAAAAGAGCGCAUCGUGCUGCAGACCAUCCGCUGGCGCAUGCGUGUGGACAUCGCCGUGGAGCCCGGCAUGCCGCUUGGCUCACGCGCCUCCCUGGUGGGACGGCCGCACCAAGAGCAGCCCCACAUCCUCAACAACCCGGAGCCCAUCCCGCCCAACGCGCUGGGCCGGCCGAAUGCCAACGACGCACAGGUGCUCAUGUGGCGUCCCAGGAGAGGCGCUCCACUCGUGGUCAUUCCCCCCAAGUAGCCGCCAGUGGACCUAAGAACUCACGCGUGGGAGUGGCUGGGUUGGAAAAAGAAUCCCUCCCCACCCCCAACCCAAACAGAGGCUAGGAGCUACUGGAGAUCCAGAUGUGCGGACAGCAGAGUGGAGAGCACGGGGCCGCCAAACUGGAUUUGUGGUGAAACGUGGCUUUGGAGAGGCUUGGUUGAACUGAAAAGUGGAUGGUUCUGCACAGCACUCAUUUGCAACCAAUACACUGUACACUGCAUGAGAGGAAAAGAGAGAGAGAGAGAGAGAGAGAGAGAGAGAGAGAGAGAGAGAGAGAGAGAGAGAGAGAGAGAGAGAGAGUUAGAAAACUGAUGCUCUGGAAGGAAAGUCGGCGAUUUGGUGUCAGGUGGCAUGAGAUUCUGCAGGUCUCUGGGACAGAGGGGACUGUAAGCCCCUGCACUCGGACAGUACAAACCAAAUGAAACAGUGCUUGUAGCCAAGAAGUUUGUGGUGAAACAAAAAAAAAUUAAGAGCAACACUUUCAUAGACUUAAAAAAACAUAUAUUCAAUAAUUUGUAGUUUAAUUUAAUUGGUUUACAGAGAACUAAACCAUUUGUUUUUAAUUGACUAAUUUAGAUACUGAAACAGCUCCGAUUAUUUGAGGAGGAGAGAGCAUGCGUCACCACCAUCACCACCAUCACCACCACCACUGAUGAGCAUUUAAACCACUACCUUCAAUGAACACACCUUCCUUUGCCUUGCAUGAGAAUAGUAGUCUGAACAUAAUAGGUUCAAAGCAGAGGUGCAGCACUGUGAGUGAGUCGUGUGAUACACACACACACACACACUCACUCACACAGACAUACUGUAUAUACACACACACACACAUACACAUACACACGCGCACACACACACACACACACACACUCCAUCUGUGCCGCUCCCUUGCUUCCAUUAUCCCCUCCCAUCUGUCUUUUUUCCAAACCUCCCCCUGAUUUUUCCAUGUCUCACCGCGCCCCCCGUCUCCUCUCUGUAGGUGUGUAUUACGUUGUGGAGACCUGGACGCCACGGCCAGGACUGGCCUGGUGUGAUUAUUCUGUGUUCUAGGAUUGAGGCUGAUAGCUGUUGACUUCAGCAGUGUCUGCAGGCUCACCACCCCAGGCACAAAGGCAGAGACAUAGCUCUUUGGGAGCUGAGGGUGUGUCCAUGGCAGCUUCCCCAAGAAACGUAAGGGAAAGCAGUCAUCUACAGCUAGGUCCAUGCUCUUUUCUUGUCUUUGUAUCGGUUGAUUGUGUCACAGUGUUGUUGUAAAACAAAAGACUGAGUGAGGACUUUGAUUAUAUGUGUAUCAGUGCAUCAUGUUUUUGUCAUGAUUCGUAGAAAUCAACUAAUUGAAUUCCACCAGUGCUGCAAAAAAUAACAAUAAUGAGAAAGUACAAUGCAGAAUCAAUUUGGACAGUUACAGGUACAUACAGUAGAUUUUCACCAUUUGAUCUCUGGCUCCUGCUGACUCUGAUAUGGAUGUCAGAGGUCAGUCAGUAUUGUGACUUGUCCAAGUCCAGGAGCUUUUGAAAUGCUCAUUGCAGUCUCAGGGUGACCACUCCAUCAAGUGGUCACCACCACAGCCCCUAGGCAUAAUCUGCAGUGAUUAAUUAAAUUCCAUACCUGUUUCUUUUCUGCACUUCACGCUGGUCUCCUCCGUUUCAAAGUGGUCUGCCCAUCACUGUCUGGCCUGAAGUAGGGUCUCCUUAAGUCGCCAGCACCUUUCCUUUAAAAACAUCACUAAAUGAUGACACUCGUAGUGAAUGGGUAAGCCACUGGAGUGCCCAGUACACCAUCUAAAAUCACAUUUGGACCACCAGCACCAUCAACACAGGGAAGAGACUGAGAUAUUUGAUACCAGUGUUUUUAUACCAUGACUGUAUUCAAGGCAAUGAGAAUGAUUUUCUCUAAUUUGAGAAGACAUUUAUCUGUCACUAUACUAUCAUACCAUAAACCAGUGAACUUCAGGUAAAAACAAGUACAAGUAAAGUCAUAUAACAUGAUUGCAUGAUGAAAAUUAUUACAAUUACAAUUUUUAUUUCAACAUAAUUUACAGAUAAAGAACCACUACGGGAAUGUAAGUUUACUGCAAGUGCUAACACUGAAGACAAAAACAAUCUUCAUUUCAUUUCAAGAGAGUUGUCCAAGAUGACAUAAGGUGUAUUUAUUCCAAGAUGGCAGAACCUUCUUUUCUCCCAAGGGAUUUUUUUUUAUUACUUCAAAAGGGGUUCACUAUUGGCAGAGCAUCAGUGCUAUAGCUUACACAAUUUCAAUACAAACAGUGAAGGAGCGAGACAGGUCUUUAUCACUUCUGCUCUGUCCAUAAAGUCUCUUUUG